Messenger RNA from Capsella rubella, 1309 nucleotides. Its product is annotated as protein SUPPRESSOR OF NIM1 1. The record is from RefSeq and is a predicted model, not a curated record. Gene Ontology annotation, molecular function: protein binding. The transcript has a single exon. Bases 44 to 1180 code for a protein of 378 amino acids. NCBI's taxonomy places the organism in Eukaryota, Viridiplantae, Streptophyta, Magnoliopsida, Brassicales, Brassicaceae.
CAUAGCUAUAACUAAAAGAAAAAACUAAAAACACAAAGGCCUCAUGGCUCCGCUGGUGAAGCUUCCGUGGGAGUUAUUAGAAGAAGAUGUAUUAUCUCAUCUUCCACCUCAAUCUCUCGUUCGGUUCAGAACCGUAUCUAACAAAUUCAACUCUCUUUUCAACGACAAGACUUUCAUCAAGAACCACUUGUCUCGCUCCCUUCCCCAGUUCAUACUCUUGACCACUUCCAAGAUCUAUUCUAUAGACAUCAUUGAUCUCAACCACAUCGAUCCAACGAUAGAGGUGCGUGAGUUACCCUCCUUUUCUAAUAUUCCAAACCGAGAAACAAAUUAUAAUCGCAACACCAUCGUCACUACUUGCGAUGAGCUCUUGUUUUGUAACUAUCGGUUUGUGGAGAGCAAGACAGCUCUGUGGAAUCCAUGGUUAAGACAGGUUAAAUGGAUCGAGUAUGGGGACAGAGAGUUCUGUGUUUUCGGGCUGGGAUACGAUAAUACUAGACCGGAUAAAGUAUACAAGAUACUAGGCUAUUUGUUUUGUCACGGUAAACUCUUGAGGAAUCAGACAGUUGGAAUCUACGAGUGUGCUUCUAACUUGUUGAGGUUUAUUGAUAGACCUAAGGAUGACGACUACCCCUUAUCUGAAAUUGCUAAACUAUCAAAUGUUUCCCUGAAUGGAAAUAUCUACUGGCUUGCUUCGAGUAAUUCUCAUACUAAUGAGUACUACAUCCGAAUGUUUGAUUUCUCAACCGAGAAAUUCAAACCAUUCUGUCGUCUCUUUCCGGGUCAAAAGAACCAUCAUAUUAAUGAAGUUAUCCUCGCGGUGUAUAAGGGAGAUCGGUUCUCGUUGUUAGAACAAUACCGUGUAACAAGAGAGAUUGGGAUAUGGGUAACUAAAGAGAGGAUUGGGGUAGGUGGAGAGGGUGUGGUGUGGAUAAAGUUGAUGACCUUGUCAACAACUAACUUGCCAAGGCUAGUUGCUGAGCAAGUUUAUCGCGCUAGUUACUUCAUCUAUGAGAAGACCUUAGUCAUGUGUCGUGGCGAUGAUGAAACUGGAGAGGCUUGCAUCUAUAUUCUGAGGGAAGAUCUGUGCAAGAAGAUUCAAAUAGGUGCUCGGAUUGUUAGGUGUUGUCACUGUGUUUAUACACCCAAUUUGAUCUCGCUUCCUUUAUUUGGAGGUUAAAUUGUUGUGUGUAUAUAUAUUGCAAGUAUCUUAAUAAAUAAAAUUUGGUGUAUUGCAACUAUCUUAUUGUAUAAAAUUUGGUAAUUUAUUAUUAUAAUCUAGUAAUUUAUAAUUAUAAGUCUUCUUUUC